AUGGGACGCAAACCCAACCAACUCAUCCUCGAGUUCUUCAACCGAGGCCCCAAGCUCGAGGACUCUAGCAACCGCUACCAGCACACCUGCAAGGCCUGUGGUGAGCGAUUCCCCAAGGGCCGUAUCGAUAGCCUCACCAACCACCUGGUCAAGAAGUGCCAGGCCAUUCCCCUCCGUGACCGCCAGCGUGUGCUUUUGCGACUCCACGAACUCCCCGACCUGACCGAGGACGCAAACAAAGAUCCCAACGCGCCGGCUGGUAAAAAAGGAGACGGGUUCCCCAAUCCGAACCGUCCGAACUUUGAUGGUCUGAACGUCUUGGCUGAGGCUUCCCGCCAGGUAGGUGCGUCUGACACCACCAAGCGAGGGCCCGCAUACACCCAGUCUGUGACGGCCGGUGGCAAGACAGUCAUUGUCGAUCCGGCACUUGAGGCCGAGGGCUUUCAGGGACAGAACCAGGAGGAAAAGGGAGAGGACCACGCAGGUUCACAAACCUCCAACCCUCCCGCCAUUCCGGCCCUUCCCAGUCAUACCUCAGGCGAUCACGCAUCUAUGUCACCAACCCUUGGUGAUAACUCCAUGACUCCCGAAUCCGCCUCCAAUGCGCGCCAGUCCCUCUCGAUGAUCGCAGCUUCAGCAAAUGAAAUGGUUCCCCAGGGAGGUUUGAUGGACGGCGAUCAUCUUGGUGAUAUGAAAAUGGGUCAGUGGAAUCAGCAGCUGUCGACUCAGGAACAACUGCUCUUCGACAGCUUGCAAGAGCACGACCCAACUUUGACGGCUGCUACCCAGCGUGCUGCUUCUUACCCGCGUCCCAUUGCCAUGAAUCCUAACACACAAGCCAAAGGCUUUGUGAACGAGUUUGGCAACUCGACCAAGCCAACAAAGCCCAAGGUGCGGGGUCGUUUCACUGCUGAGCGACGUCGUGAGGUUCAAGAAGUGCGAAAACGAGGCGCUUGUAUUCGUUGCCGUAUGCUGAAGAAACCUUGCUCAGGGGAUACCCCCUGUACUACCUGCGCUAGUGUCGAAAGUGCUCGACUCUGGAAACACCCUUGCAUUCGAACUCGUCUGUCUGAAGAGUUCGAGCUUUACAAUGCCAACUUGCAUGCUACCCUUGCCUACCAUGAUACCAAUGCCAUUAAGAACCAGGUCAAGUUUGAAAUGUAUGUUGGUCGUAUGGAGGCGACCCACUUCGAGGAGAGCAGGGUGUUUAUCACUAUCAACGGUCUUCGAGGCCAUCACAAUUCGGUUUCCGCCCUCGACCCCGCGCUUCAAGGCCUGGGUGAUGAUCAGUUCCCUGGUCCCUCCCAUGAGAUUUAUCUGCUGGACAGUGACUCCGAUGAUAUCCCAAGCAAGCUCGAAUUGUACAUCAAGAAGACUGCACCAUUCUUCUUUGAGCGUGAAACCUCGACUUUCAUGAAGCCCACUUUACUCCUGUCUGCUGAACUGGGACAGUCGAAAAAGGACACUUUGCUUGAACGUGCAGUUGAGUUGUGGGUUGCCACCCAUAUCCUGGUUGAUACCGAACUUGGAUGGAAGGUGUACCAAAACCCUAAUCUCCCCCCUACUACGAUCCAUGGCCUUGCUCAGCCCACCGACGAGGGCCGUGUGCCAAUUGAGGAGGUCUCAGAGCCCGAGUCAUACGGCUUGCUAUGCAGCCAGCUUCGUGCUGCCAUGGAGAAACGUGCCAUGCAGCUGAGCAAAUCAGUUAUCAAUGACCUGGAGCGUCGUCUGCUGCAACGCCAGAAGACUGGCUGGUUCGAAACCUUCCUUGUGGCCAUUGUACUACUGAACUGCGUAGAGCGUACAUGCUGGCUCUUCCGCUCCUGGGAUAACGAAAGCUUCUCUCAGCGCUGGCCCCUGGACAAGCGUCCUCCUUACUACUACGCCCAGUCCGAGCAGUUCGCAGACAUCUUGCACAUGCUAUUGCGGAUGCGCAGUCUCCCACCCAAGACUACCGUUCGCCCCGAGAAUGGCUUUUUGAAGGCUGCCGAGGGCAGUGACGAAAAUGCCGUGCGCUGGUUUGACAUGAUCCAGAUCUCUCCCUACUACCUCGAGGAACGUGUCAAUGCACUCUUCGACCCCUCCGACUCCCGCUCCCUUGACCUCCACCACAGCGCCCGGUUGCUGUUGCCGGCCAACUCUUGA
Penicillium longicatenatum is the source of this 2145-nucleotide messenger RNA. RefSeq lists its product as uncharacterized. The transcript is spliced from 5 exons. Bases 1 to 2145 code for a protein of 714 amino acids. Lineage: Eukaryota; Fungi; Ascomycota; Eurotiomycetes; Eurotiales; Aspergillaceae. The record is from RefSeq and is a predicted model, not a curated record. Gene Ontology annotation, biological process: regulation of DNA-templated transcription. Gene Ontology annotation, molecular function: DNA-binding transcription factor activity, RNA polymerase II-specific; zinc ion binding.